Messenger RNA from Monomorium pharaonis (pharaoh ant), 554 nucleotides. Its product is annotated as ataxin-8-like. The transcript has 2 exons. The coding region runs from base 99 to 554 and encodes 151 amino acids. The record is from RefSeq and is a predicted model, not a curated record. NCBI's taxonomy places the organism in Eukaryota, Metazoa, Arthropoda, Insecta, Hymenoptera, Formicidae.
UGUCCCGUAAGUAAUAAAUUAAUUUACUCUUUUUUCUGCAUUAUCAUAAUUUCUUUUAUAUUAUAUUUUUUUUAUUAACAGAAUCGGAAUCAGCUUCGAUGGAGCAUUUGCUGCAGUUGUUGCAGCAGCAGCAACAACAACAACAACAAUUGCAGCAGCAACAAGUGGAAGUGCAACGACAGUUGCACUUCCUCUAUGAGGAGCUACAAAAAAAGCAGCCGCCGCAGGAGCAGCCGCCGCAGGAGCAGCCGCUGCAAGAGCAGCCGAUGCAGGAGCAGCAGCAGCAGCAGCAGCAGCAGCAGGAGCAGCCGCAGCAGGAGCAGCCGCAGGAGCAACCGCAACAGCAGCAAAUAUGUAAGUAUUUUACAUUAUUACGUAUUAAUAUUAAAAAUUAUUUUAUUUUAAUAAUGUAUUUAUUUAUUUUUAGACAGAAAAAGAAUAGGGGGCGGUCGCUCAAGGGCCCGUUGGCGAGCGCAGAGGGGGAUACCACCUCGCCGACGUGGCGCCCGUGGCGGCCGAGGGCUACUGGCGAAGGUCCACGUAAAAAAACCUAA